Molecule: messenger RNA, 1731 nt
Organism: Rana temporaria (common frog)
Lineage: Eukaryota; Metazoa; Chordata; Amphibia; Anura; Ranidae
Gene: RAB4B
Product: RAB4B, member RAS oncogene family
Exons: 8
Coding region: 135-776 (213 amino acids)
Biological process (GO): regulation of endocytosis; Rab protein signal transduction
Cellular component (GO): endosome
Molecular function (GO): GTPase activity; GTP binding
Source: RefSeq, a predicted model, not a curated record
GCAGGAGCUGGUCGUGAAGCCGGAGCGGCCAUCUUGGUGCAUCAAGGAGAGCUAGAGGAAGACGAGAGACAGGCCGGGCCCCGGGGCCGGAGGAGGAGGAGAGGGCCCUGGAUAGCCGAGUUCAAGAGGGAAAGAUGUCUGAGACAUACGACUUUCUAUUCAAGUUCCUGGUCAUUGGUAGUGCAGGAACAGGGAAGUCCUGCCUCCUGCACCAGUUCAUUGAAAGCAAAUUUAAACAAGAUUCCAAUCAUACGAUCGGUGUGGAGUUUGGAUCCAGGAUCGUGAAUGUUGGUGGUAAAUCGGUGAAACUCCAGAUCUGGGAUACAGCUGGACAGGAAAGGUUUAGAUCUGUUACCCGCAGCUACUACAGAGGAGCAGCAGGGGCACUGCUAGUCUAUGACAUUGCAAGCCGGGAGACUUACAAUUCUCUCACCAACUGGCUGACUGAUGCCCGGACACUGGCCAGCCCUAACAUCAUCAUCAUCUUAUGUGGCAACAAGAAGGAUCUGGAAGCAGAGCGAGAGGUGACGUUUCUAGAGGCAUCCCGGUUUGCCCAAGAGAAUGAGCUGAUGUUUUUGGAAACCAGUGCUCUGACUGGAGAGAACGUGGAAGAAGCAUUCUUAAAAUGUGCCCGGACGAUAUUAAAUAAAAUAGACUCAGGAGAGCUUGAUCCAGAGAGGAUGGGAUCUGGGAUCCAGUAUGGAGAAGCCUCGCCACGGCACGCAAAGCACAUGCAUGGGACGCAGCUGCAAAACAGACAACAGUGCAACUGUUAAGCAGCAAGAGAGAAAUAUUCCUGUGAAUCUACUGUUCAGACGACGAUGCACUUUUCGUCAUGCCCCCCCCCACCCCCAGGACUAGACUGCACGUUUCCCUGAAAUAUUGCACUUAAUCUACAUGAAGGCUAUCCCAACUGUCUCCUCUCUUUCUAUAUAUGUAUAUCUGUGUUUAGAAGCCCCCAUGACGGCCUGGCUCCUGAUACGGCUCUCAACGCACCCGUAAUAUUUAAUAAUCUCCCAUCCCUGCUUCUCUCAUAGCCUGUUACCUCCAUUCCAUGAAAGUGCUGAAGAGUCGGCGCUGCUGCCGGUGAGUCCUUUUCAAGUGACUUUAGUAGACCAGGCGUAGGAGACAUUGAGGCCCGAUGGUGAAGGUGUGACCUGGAGUGAGAUUACUCGGAGAGGACUUGCUGGUAGUGAAAUCACUUUUUUCGUUUUGUUUAUCAGAAGCUGAGAACGAAGAGUUGCCCUAACCAGUGGCACACACCUUUUUAUGGAGCAAACGUGUUUGAAGACUUUUUUUUUUUUUUACGCCGGCGGUACAGCCAAAAAUCUGACCACUGAAGUCCUCACCUCUCCUGAGAAGAAUCUGAGCUUGCGUAUUAAGAAUAAAGAACAGGUCCUGAGCCCCAGUCCGUCCGUGGCAGACAGCUGCCCACUUAAUGCCUCCAGUGCUUAUGUACUGCGUAUUAUCCACGUCCCAUAAUGCUUUGCUGCUUUACAGAGCUGACGUUCUCCUCUGCCGCCAUAUUAAGUUGCCAUAAUUUGAUUUCUGAGGCUCUACAGGACACAUUGGCCUUCUGUGCUCUGUCCUGUUCUAUACAUCACUAUGGCUGGAAACUGUAUUUCUAUGUACAUGUCUACCAUAUAUAUAUAUGUUUUGUGUCUGUCUUAAUUAUCUUGUUUGAUGAACAGGAAAAUGUUGCUUUACUUUUUUUCUUUUUCUUUUUUUUUU